This is a messenger RNA of Linum tenue, 3834 nucleotides long. NCBI's taxonomy places the organism in Eukaryota, Viridiplantae, Streptophyta, Magnoliopsida, Malpighiales, Linaceae. The record is from the annotation of a GenBank genome assembly.
AUGUCGCGGAGGAGACACGACGAAGAUGACGACGAGAUUGAGGAUGAAGAGUACGAGGACCAGGACGAUCAGCUGAUUGACGAUGAAGAGUACGACGACGAAAUGGAGAAACGGGGAAGCUCGAGCAACAGGAAGCGGUCCCGAUCGAGUUUCAUCGAUGAUGCGGCGGAGGAGGACGAGGAUGAGGAGGAGGAAGACGACGAUGAAGACUAUGGAGGUGGUGGUGGUGGGAGCAAGAAGCGGAAGACUGCUAGAAAGGGCGCUUCUUUCUUUGAUCUGGAGGCACAAGUGGAUAGCGACGAAGACGAAGACGAUGAAGACGGCGGAGAAGAUGACUUCAUUGUUGAUGGUGGAGCUGAUUUACCUGAGGAGGAUGAUGGUAGACGGGUACACCGUCGGCCAUUGCUCUCUCGGGAAGAUGAUGGUGAAGAUGUGGAUGAAAUUUACAGAAGAAUUCAGGAAAGAUAUUCAAGAACAUCUCAGGGUGAAUUUGAUGAAGAGACUACGGAUGUAGAACAACAGGCUCUCUUGCCAUCUGUACGAGAUACAAAGUUUUGGAUGGUGAAAUGUGCGAUUGGGCGUGAGCGAGAGACAGCAGUGUGCCUUAUGCAGAAGUGCAUUGAUCGAGGUCCCGAGAUGCAAAUUACAUCUGUUGUUGCCCUUGAUCAUCUCAAGAAUUAUAUAUAUAUUGAAGCCCACAAAGAAUCCCAUGUCAGGGAGGCAUGCAAAGGUCUUCGGAAUAUAUUUGUUUCUUCGAAACCUAUGCUUGUUCCAAUCAAAGAAAUGACGGAUGUCCUUUCUGUUGAAAGCAAAGCAAUUGACCUUGCAAGGGAUACUUGGGUCAGAAUGAAGAUAGGAAAUUACAAAGGGGACUUAGCCAAAGUAGUUGAUGUGGAUAAUGUGAAGCAGAGAGUCACAGUGAAGUUAAUUCCCAGAAUUGACUUGCAGGCUCUUGCAAGUAAACUGGAGGGGCGAGCAGUCACAGAAAAGAAGGGAAUUAAGCCUGCUCCUCGCUUUAUGAAUUAUGAUGAAGCUAGGGAACUUAACAUUCGUGUAGAGCGGAGAAGAGAUCCAAUGACAGGUGACUACUUCGAGAGUAUUGAGGGCAUGUUGUUCAAAGAUGGUUUCUUGUACAAAACUGUGUCAAUGAAAUCCAUUACUGCUGCGAACAUUAAACCAAGUUUUGAUGAACUUGAGAAGUUCCGUAAACCUGGAGAACAUGGCGAUGAUGAUAUGGCCAGCUUGUCAACUUUAUUUGCAAACCGGAAGAAAGGACACUUUUUGAAGGGCGAUGCAGUUAUCAUUGUCAAAGGAGAUUUAAAGAACCUCAAAGGAUGGGUGGAGAAAGUUGAGGAAGAUAGUGUACAUAUCAGACCGGAGGAGAAGGGCCUUCCUAAAACACUUACAGUACACGAGAAAGAGCUCUGCAAGUAUUUUGAACCUGGUAAUCAUGUUAAGGUUGUGUCUGGCACUCAAGCAGGUGCAACUGGCAUGGUUGUCAAGGUUGAGCAACAUGUGCUCAUUAUUCUGUCAGAUACAACCAAGGAGCAUAUGCGUGUAUUUGCUGAUGAUGUUGUUGAAAGCUCAGAAGUGACUACUGGUGUUACCAAAAUCGGAGACUAUGAGCUUCAUGAUCUUGUUUUGCUGGAUAAUAUGAGUUUUGGUGUCAUAAUACGUGUGGAAAGUGAAGCCUUUCAGGUUCUCAAAGGAGUUCCCGAGAGAUCAGAAGUGUCACUUGUAAGAUUGAGAGAGAUCAAAAGCAAGAUAGAAAGGAAGUCGAAUGUACAAGAUAGGUAUGGAAGUACAAUAUCAGUAAAAGAUGUUGUUAAAGUCCUUGAUGGUUCUUGCAAGGGGAAGCAGGGUCCCGUUGAGCACAUAUACAGGGGAAUAUUGUUCAUCCAUGAUCGUCACCACCUUGAACAUGCGGGAUUCAUUUGUGUUAAAUCCCAAGCUUGCGGUCUUGUUGGAGGAUCACGUUCCAAUGGUGAUAGAAAUGGGAAUGCAUACUCAAGAUUUGGUAAUCUUAAAAACACUCCUCGGAUACCCCCUUCACCUCGGAGAUUUGAAAGAGGAGGCCCUUGUUUUGAGUUUGGUGGAAGGGGUAGAGGAGGUAGGGGAGGGCAUGAUGCCUUGAUAGGUACGACAAUCAAGAUACGGCAGGGACCUUUCAAGGGCUACCGUGGACGUGUGAAAGACAUUAAAGUUGAUCGCAGUUGUAUUUCUGACAACGUGGUUGUGGUUUCCACCCCAUACCGUGAUUCAAGUCGAUAUGGCAUGGGAAGUGAAACCCCAAUGCAUCCCUCUCGAACUCCAUUACAUCCUUACAUGACGCCUAUGAGAGACUCUGGUGCCACACCCAUUCACGAUGGCAUGAGAACACCUAUGCGUGACCGAGCAUGGAAUCCUUAUGCACCAAUGAGUCCUCCGAGGGAUAACUGGGAAGAUGGAAAUCCUGGAUCUUGGGGUACUAGUCCCCAGUAUCAGCGAGGAAGCACCCCUUCUAGAACUUACGAAGCGCCUACCCCUGGUGGCAAUUAUAGUGAUACUGGAACGCCAAGAGACAGUAGUUCUGCUUAUGGUUUGUUGUUUGUCUUCUCAGUUGCAAUUCCUUCAGUUUGAGCGAUGUGGUGGAUAACAUACUUUGUGGUAUAUUCGUUUUGUAGCGAAUGCUCCUAGCCCAUACAUGCCUUCGACUCCUGGGCAGCCUAUGACACCUGGUUCAACAGCCUAUCUUCCUGGAACUCCUGGGGGCCAGCCAAUGACACCCGGCACUGGUGGUUUGGAUGCCAUGUCUCCUGUUUUAGGUUUGAUAUUCAGCUUACCCUGUCAAUUUUACCAAUGCUUAUUGAGUGUAACUAGUGGUGGCAGAUGAGGUGGGUUGGAAGGUUAUAAUGGGUUCGCUAGUUUAUGGGGUUGGGAUUAAAUGGGUUUGUGAGUUCAUGCGUGGUUGGUGAUAAGGCCACACUUCAAUCUGACUUGCUCUGAAGAGGAUAUUUAAGACAUUUGUCAGGUCUAAUGGCUGUUGGGCAAAGUUUAUGACGUUUUGGUACUGAACUGUAAAGAGUUAGUGGGUGGUGAUUAGUUUGUCAUUUUACGAUGUUCCUGCUGGAUACAAUUGCUUUGUGGUGGCAUGUUUUGGCUGAGUUUGUUGUCGUCUGAUGAUGACCUGCAGACAACGAAGGAGGGAGUUUGAUGCCAGAGAUAUUGGUGAAUGUACAUAUAGGUGAUGAAUCUCUAGUGGGUGUUGUCCGAGAGGUGCAUCCGGAUGGAAUGUGCAAGAUAGGGUUGGUAGGGAAUGGCGAGAUGGUGACAGCGAUGGCAAGCGACGUGGAGAUUGUGGGGCCAAGGAAAUCGGACAAGGUGAAGAUAAUGGGGGGAGCCCAUCGAGGGUCGACCGGGAAGUUGAUCGGGGUGGAUGGUACGGACGGAAUUGUAAAGUUAGAUGACACUCUUGACGUGGUGAUCCUAGACAUGGUUAUACUAGCUAAAUUAGCUUGAGUAGUCAACGUUAGUAGAGCAGGUCUUUUUUGUUCCACCUUAUUUAGUGCUUUUUAGAUGUUUUGUUUUAAAAUCAGGUCAAAGAAAAGAUUUGUUUCAAAACUUGUCGAAUUCAUCUUCCAAUGUUUGGUGAAUAAAACCUCUUGAAAGGCAUUGCUGUAGUCAUUUGGAUCUGCAAUCCGAGUAGUUCUGAAUCUACCUGGGCUAGUCGGAAGAAUCUUCAUGGAUUCACAUAUUAGGGUUUCUUUUUGGACGUAAAACCUGUUACUUUCAUCGACCAAAGGUCCUAACUCCUUACGCUCAAGAGAGCCAUCAGUCACCUAAUGUGGGUACGAG